Messenger RNA from Carassius carassius (crucian carp), 1579 nucleotides. RefSeq names its product transmembrane gamma-carboxyglutamic acid protein 4-like. Gene Ontology annotation, cellular component: extracellular region. Bases 178 to 819 code for a protein of 213 amino acids. The record is from RefSeq and is a predicted model, not a curated record. The transcript has 7 exons. Lineage: Eukaryota; Metazoa; Chordata; Actinopteri; Cypriniformes; Cyprinidae. Gene Ontology annotation, molecular function: calcium ion binding.
UGUGUGUGUGUGUGUGUGUGUGUGUUGUAAACGGAAACUGUAACGUUAAUUUCCUGAAACACGAAUAACAUUUCGUCCAAACCAUGAAUGUCUUCAGGUGCUCUGUGGAAAUUAAUUAAAGUCGAACGCUAGCGUUAUUCUCUGGAAAUAUAAACUAACGCUGAAAGUUGACCAGAAAUGCUGAUAUUUGUCCUCCUGCUGUGUCACUUCACUUUAUGUGGACACUGUGCAUGUGUGAGAAAAACCCUUCAAACACCAGAUCAAGACAGUAAAGUGUUUGUUGUGGACCAGGAGGCCAACACAUUUUUAGGACGUCGCCUGUUGUUGAACCGCUUCGACUUUGAGAUCCUGACCCCAGGUAAUCUAGAACGAGAGUGCUACGAGGAGGUGUGCAGUUACGAGGAGGCUCGGGAAGUCUUUGAGAAUAUCCCUGAUACAGAUGCCUUUUGGAAGAAAUAUACAAAGGAUAAGGGUGAAUCCCAAUCAAAAGUUGAUGUGACAGCACUGCUGGUGGGCAUCAUCACAGCUGGAGUCUUUAUUGUUAUAGUUGGCCUCCUUAUCUGGUACUUCUGCCAGGGGAGGAAUAAAGACUAUGGCUUCCGAGGUUCAUUCCGACGUCGAUCCAACCGAAGCAAUGCCUCUGUGAUCAUCCGGAGACUGGAGGAGGUCUCUCUGCACCCUAUUCCUCAAACAGACGCCUAUGUCAGCCCCGAUGCUCAAGGUUUACCUUCUUAUGAACAGGCCAUCGCCAUCAAUGGACCACAUGAUGCCCCACCUCCGCCGUAUCCUGGUUCCAGGCCAAGCAGCAUCCGACGAUAACCAAUCAUCAUUUUCCGAACUGAAUCCGGAUGGACUAAACCACUUUUUCUUGACUAUGAACUGAAAAUGUGUUAAACCAAAGGCAUUUGGAUUUAAUACACUGGAAUAAACCACUAAUAUUAAGCUGCAUUGCAGCGUUUAGUCUUAUUAGGAAAUAAUUAAAAUCUUUGAACAUUUCUGGAUAGUGUAGAUAGUUAGAGCUACCUAGAAAGAUAACCUUUAAACCUAAUCGCCAUUUUUAUUCUUUCAAGUGUUUAUUUAAAACCAUAACCAGUUUUAUAUUAAUAACUGUUACAAUAAAAGAAAGAUCAUAGUGUUUUAUAUAAUAUGGUGGGCUUUUAUGAAGGGCAAAUCAUUUUAUCCCUUUUCAGUAUGCUAUAGUCCAUUUUAACGAUCUAGUAGGGUGUGACUUAGAUUUGUGUAUUUACUGGAUCAGUAUUUGGUGUAUAUUCUGUGAUCAGCUCACCAAAAACCAGAUUACCUCCUCUAACGUCAUGACACUUCUGUCAGGCUGUGUUGUUUUGCACUAAACCUUGUGCGUGUAGAUAAACGAAUUCUGUUGCUUUUGUCUUCUUUAGGGAUUUCAGUUCAUUCUACUGGCAUGAACAUCAGCUUUAAAGGGCAUUUUGCCAAGCGGCUGGUACUGUACAGGUUUCUGAAGCAUCUCUUUGAUGCCUUUUAAAUGAUAAUGGCUGGGCUCUAGUGUUAUCAUCAUAUGGAUAUUAAUAGACUUUAUAAUAAACUGUCUAAUUUGUUUGAA